UUUAAAGAAUUUUAGAUGCUUAUAACACUCAAAGAAGGUAAUUUUUUCCAGGAUAAAAGAAAAAUUGAAGAAGAACUGAGAUGUUUAUCUGAGCAAAUCUUGUCCAAACCACAAUCACCCUUGUAUAAAGCUAUGAACAACUUGUUGAUGUUUGAAAAGCCUCCAGAGGAAAUUAUGCCAACUAUAUGUGUCAUGUCUCUGAUGAAGAGAAACUUUCGUGAUAUGCGGUCUGUUCAGCAGCUAUGUGGAGUUGGUUAUGUUGGUUGCCUUUUCAAACUUUGGUCUAUACAUGGAGUGUUUUGCAAGUCCUUUUUAACCUUGAAAUUUGAAGAUCUAGAUCGUGAUAUUUAUGAUAAUCCAUUUAGUUCCCUGUUUAUUGGAAAUAUCCCAGUUAUUAAUGUAAGGAAAAAUCAGAAUUGGAAGCCACCUGUUAAGACAAAUUCAUAUUCUGCCUUAUGUUGGGAUACACAUUUUGUUAAGUUUCUUAAGACUAGAGCUUCACGAACAUCAACUCCGGACUCUGAGUAUGCUGAUGCAGUGGAAGUUCCCCAAGCUAGUGUAUCAACAGCUGCAGAUUGCUUGAAAGUUUUCCCAAUGGUAAUAGCAGAUGGUGGGAAUGCUUCACCAUUGAGUAAGAGCAGUGAUGAUAAUGAAACUAUUGAUGAAAAUAUUUCAGAAAAUGUUACUCUAGAAAUAGCAGCUGUUCCUCAGGGCUCUAAAAGUGAAUUAAAGAUUGAAAACAAAAUUGAUGACUCGAGCCAGCCUAAUGUUUUUCAGGAAUUAACCAUAGAAAGUCAAGAAAAUGAGAUUGGUGCUCCUGGUAACAAUACUACUCAUAAUAUGAGCAAGCUCAGUACAAGCAGUAACAGUAGUUGGUCUUCCAAGACCCCAUUAGACUUGUCUACUUUUGAGGAUAUACAAGAGGAAGAAGAAGUUCAAGAAGAUAUUGCUACAGUUCUGGGAGAGCAACCUGUUCCAAGGGUGGAUAUCCAUAACAGGAUUGUUAUUAGUAGAGUGUGCCGUUUGUCUGGAUUGGUGCAACAAUUCUGUGGUGUGUCUCACUGUCUUGUUCAUGCACUACUGUCUGGUCGGCUAGUCAUGCUAGCAGCAGCAGAUAAUUAUCGUCCUUUGGUCACACUUUAUGUUCGAGCUCUCUCCACCCUUCUCCCUCGCUCACUUAACAACCAACUUUCAGUGCUCAGGUGGCAUACAGGUACCAUUACGGAUCAUCAUUUGAAGCAGUUUCGUCUGAUGGGCAUAUGUAUUCCAGAGCGCCUUCAUGUCCAAGAUCUCAUGACAAAUUCUACUCUUAAUCAAGUGACGGUACUGAACAUCGAGACUGGCCACAUUUCAGGUGUGGCUUAUAAUGGUACACUUAUCCGAGGUGUUGAACAUUAUGGUCGCAAGCUUUUCCAUUCUACCUCGGCACUACAAGCUUCUCUUCAGUCUAUUUUAGUUUCACUUGGUCUUAAAGUAUACUUACUUUACCAUCUUAUGGAAACAACAAGUCGUAGUGGCAGUGACAUUCUAAAGGCCAUAGGAGUUACUAAGGGUGACUGGGAUAUUCUCAUAAACUUAACUGGAAUUGUGAAAAAACAGACUCAGAGUAAUUAAUAGUAUUAAAUACAUAAAAUGUAAACUUUUGGGUGAAAAAAUCUAAACUUUUACAGUUGUGUAAAUAUUGUUUCUGUGCAUGCUAUUAUUCUAUUGCAAAUGUA
Cherax quadricarinatus is the source of this 1718-nucleotide messenger RNA. NCBI's taxonomy places the organism in Eukaryota, Metazoa, Arthropoda, Malacostraca, Decapoda, Parastacidae. The record is from RefSeq and is a predicted model, not a curated record.